CUCGUAGUGAUGUCGACGUACGAGAAGACGCUGAUCCCGCCGCUUAACUUCUCUAUGGUGGCGUCUGGCGUCUACCGCUCGGGCUUCCCUAACAGGAAAAACCAUGCUUUCCUCCAGCAACUCGGGCUCAAGUCCGUGCUAUAUCUAUGCCACCAGGGACAUCAACCAGAGAACGUGGCUUUCUUCGAGGAGAAUAACAUUGAGGUCUUCCAGUGCCCCAUCGACGGCAACAAGGAACCCUUCAUCAGCAUUAACCCGGAUGCCAUGGCUGACGCGUUGCGCCAUCUCCUCGAUGUGCGAAAUCACCCAAUCUUGGUCCAUUGCACGAAAGGAACGCACCGUACAGGCUGUGUGAUCGGGUGCAUGCGGAAGAUGGAGAAUUGGUCGCUCACUUCGAUCAUCGACGAGUACUGCCGCUUCGCUGGGCCUCGCAUGCGUCUUUUGGAUCAACAGUUCAUCGAGUUCUUCACCCCUACAGUUCAGUAUGAUGAAAGACAGAUGCCAAAGUGGCUUUCCUCUAGUGUCUGAGAGGGCACGGCACGCGUCUGACCUCUCUGCAUCGGCUUCCGCGUGGACAACUCGAGCCAUUCGCUAUGAAUUCUUUCCAUGCUGCAAGUGUUUUUGUAGUUUUUCGCGUCAAGUCAUUUCUUUCUGUGCAACAUAUCACGUUCCCCAGUCCACAAUCGCCUCCCGCAGCUUACGCGGACGCCUGGGAUUUGUAAGCCGAGCCGUCUGCGAACUUGUCCACCCACUCCUGGUUCUUCAGCGGAGCGCCAGGCCACGCCUUCUGGAAGUAAUCCUCGGGCUUGAAGCUAGACGGAUCCUCAAUGCGCUCCACUAGCUUGUGCUUGAACUUGCGGAUCAGACCUUGCACCGGCCAGGCAGCAGCGUCACCCAAAGCGCAAAUAGUGUGGCCCUCGAUCUGGCGCGAGAUUUCCUCCAACAUGGGGAUUUCCUCGAGCUCGGCGUCACCCGUUUCCAUGCGGGUUAGUACCUUCUCCAUCCAGCCAGUACCUUCACGGCAAGGCGUGCACUGACCGCAACUCUCGUGCGUGUAGAAAUGCGAGUACCGACGAAUAGCACCCACCAUGUCGACACUCUUGUCAAAAAUGGUAACAGCGGCCGUACCCAGACCGGAGCCACCACGCUGCUUCAGAUCGUCGUAGUCCAUCAUAAUGUCCUGGCACAGUUCUUCGUCCAGUACAGGCACGGAAGAGCCGCCAGGGAUACACGCCUGCAAGUUGUCCCAUCCACCACGAACGCCACCACAGUGACGCUCAAUCAGGUCACGGAGAGGGAUACUCAUCUCUUCUUCUACCGUGCACGGGUUGUUGACGUGUCCAGAGAUGCAGAAAAGCUUAGUGCCGUGGUUGUUUUUGCGUCCAAGACUCGCGAACCACGAGCCACCGCGACGAAGGAUGGUAGGGGACACAGCCACAGUCUCCACGUUCGUCACCGUCGUAGGGCAGCCGUACAGACCCGUGUUGGCCGGGAAAGGAGGUUUGAGGCGGGGCUUUCCCUGGCGGCCCUCCAGACUCUCAAGUAGACCAGUCUCCUCACCGCAAAUGUAAGCGCCAGCACCACGGUGCAGAUACACGUCGAAGUCGUAACCGGAUCCGCAAGCGUUGCGGCCGAGGAAUCCGCGUUGAUAGGCCUCGUGGAUGGCUUCCUGAAGGAUCAGGGCUUCGUUGAAAAAUUCACCACGGAUGUAGACGUAGGCAGCACGGGCGCGCAUAGCGAAACCAGCAAUAAGACAUCCCUCUACGAGCUUGUGCGGGUCCUUACGCAUGAUCUCGCGAUCCUUGCAGGUACCGGGUUCACUUUCAUCGGCGUUGACUACCAGGAAGGACGGGCGUCCGUCCGUCUGCUUGGGCAUGAAGGACCACUUGAGACCGGAAGGGAAACCGGCGCCACCACGGCCGCGCAGACCUGAGUCCUUGAUCUCCU
Messenger RNA from Phytophthora infestans T30-4, 1947 nucleotides. Its product is annotated as tyrosine phosphatase, putative. The coding region runs from base 10 to 528 and encodes 172 amino acids. The transcript is spliced from 6 exons. Gene Ontology annotation, biological process: protein dephosphorylation. Lineage: Eukaryota; Oomycota; Peronosporomycetes; Peronosporales; Peronosporaceae. Gene Ontology annotation, molecular function: phosphatase activity. The record is from RefSeq and is a predicted model, not a curated record. Gene Ontology annotation, cellular component: cytoplasm.